Messenger RNA from Peromyscus leucopus (white-footed mouse), 658 nucleotides. RefSeq names its product chromosome 8b C17orf98 homolog (gene Spmap1). NCBI's taxonomy places the organism in Eukaryota, Metazoa, Chordata, Mammalia, Rodentia, Cricetidae. Bases 52 to 531 code for a protein of 159 amino acids. The transcript is spliced from 3 exons. The record is from RefSeq and is a predicted model, not a curated record.
AAUGCUCAGUGAAGUCCCAUCUGUGCUCUCUUCAGAAAGUCUUCAGAGGCUAUGCUGGUUGGGAUGCCUCACUGUUGUGUGUGUCCUCUGCGACUCGAAAAGAGCUUUGUUUUGGAUGGGGUGGCUGUGAGCACAAUGGCUCGGGCCUACGGCCUCACGAGGCCCAAGCUGUGGUCCGCAAUUCCACCUUACAAUCCACAACUUGACUACCACACGCGUCGGUACUUCCGAAGCCACGUAGUUCCGCCCGUUUUGCGGAAAACUGACCAGGAUCAUGGAGGUACAGGAAGGGAUGGCUGGAUAGUGGACUAUUACCACAUCUUUGGUCAAGGACAGAGAUAUCUGAACAGGAGAAACUGGGCAGGGGCAGGGCAUUCCCUCCAGCAGGUCAGUGGACAUGAUUACUACAAUGCCAAUCCGAAGAAGAUAACCACGGGCUUGAACGGUCGAUUUGGCUACCGCCGGAACACUCCAGCUCUCCGCCAGCGCCCAUCAGUGUUCGGAGAAGUCACCCCAUUCCCUAUUUUCUGAAGACAUUGCUUCACAGGCCUUGACAUGAAUCUCCAAGCAGAUCUUUAGAUGAACUGUCAAUGCUACUCUAUAUUUUUAAAAGUUACAUUUGUAAAAACUACAAGGAAAACAAAAACAAAAAGUUACA